GUCUAGGGUCAUUCUCAAUUGAAGUAUUGUGUUGACCGUAUCUGUUCUGAUAAUAAAAUGAAAAUAACAUUGUUUGUAUUAUCUAUUUAUAUUUUGGUUCAUUAUAUUCGAGCGCAAACUGAUACUCUCAAAUUACUGCAUGUGUUUUCUAGGCAUGGAGCAAGGACCCCCGAACUCAAAGAUACAUAUCCAAAAGACCCAUACAAAUUGGACACUUUCCUUCCCAUGGGAUAUGGCCAACUCACUGAUCUUGGAUUAUGGCAAACUUACAAAAUAGGUGAACUCCUGAGGAACCGGUAUGACAGUUUCUUUGAGAAUAUUUCUUCUCCUGAUAUGAUUUACGCUCUGAGUACCAAUUAUGAUCGAACUAGAACCACAGGCUUCCGCAUUUUGUCAGGGAUAUAUUCGCAGUCGCCUUCACAAAAAAGAUGGCCUUCGCUCAUUCCUGUUGACUUCGAAGAAGCAUCAGUUGAUUUCUUCCUACAAAGACCAAACUCUUACUGUCCAGCAUACUUGAGAGAAUUAGAAAGGGUAUCAAAUUCCAAAGUUGUAUUGAGUUACGUAGAAGAGAGAAAAACCCUGUUCGGAUAUUUGACCAACAACACUGGAAAGUCAAUGAAGACCCUCCAGAAUGUUUUCGACCUGUACCAAACCUUGACUGCUGAAACAACCAUGAACUUGACUCUGCCGAAAUGGACGAGGAAGGUAUAUCCAGGAGAGAUAACGAAGGUCGCUAUCAAACGAUGUGAACUAGAAAAUUCCACCCCACUACUGAAGAGACUCAAUGGAGGUAGAUCUUUGCAAAUGGUUUUGAGGAAUAUGCUUAGACCAAACAAAGAACCCAAACUAUUUUUAUUUACUGGUCAUGAGAACAAUAUCAACAAUAUCUUAUUUGCGAUGGGGAUACAAGAACCACAUUUUCCAAACUACAGUGCCACAGUAGUAUUUGAAUUGCACUCUCUCGAAAUCGAAAACGGGACAGAAUUUGCAGUGAAAGUAGUACAUAUAAAUGGUCCAGAUCAGAACUUCGUAGUGAAACAAUUGAAAGGAUGUGACGUAUUAUGUCCACUGAACAAGUUCCAGGAGCUCACUAAAGAUGUCGUUCCUGUGAACUACACUAGAGAAUGUGAAUCAACAAAAAAUCUAGAUGCAUGAAUCGAUGUGAAUUUACUGAAAUAACAACAAUAAAGAUGUCCUUUGAAAUCAUUGUGUAUUUUG
Messenger RNA from Phaedon cochleariae (mustard beetle), 1218 nucleotides. The record is from the annotation of a GenBank genome assembly. Lineage: Eukaryota; Metazoa; Arthropoda; Insecta; Coleoptera; Chrysomelidae.